Molecule: messenger RNA, 1186 nt
Organism: Zingiber officinale
Lineage: Eukaryota; Viridiplantae; Streptophyta; Magnoliopsida; Zingiberales; Zingiberaceae
Product: F-box protein At1g10780-like
Exons: 3
Coding region: 1-804 (267 amino acids)
Source: RefSeq, a predicted model, not a curated record
AUGGUUUCCGCCGCCGCCUCCUCCCUCGAGGAUCUCGUCAUCCACUGUCCCUUUUUCGGCCGCAGCCUCGCCUCCUGCCUCGCCCUCUGCGACCGAUCCCUCCGCUCCCUCGAUCUCCGCAUGAACUUCUUCGACGGCGGGCUCGACUGCGUCAGCCUCGCCAAAGGGUUAGAGUCUCUCAAGCUCUGGCAUCCCUCCCUGAUUUCUUCUCCCAAUUGGGGUUUGCCCGCCUACGGGAGAUUGUGCAAAUUGGAGCUGGUCGGCGGCAUUGUUCUCAGCGAACAUUUGGCCGACAUGAUGCGUGCUUGCCCCCAUCUCACUGACUUGAUUCUAAUUAGAUGCUGUUCGGAAGGCGCGAUCUCGAUUGAACUGGAGCGAUUGGAGAGAUGCAAGUUGGACCUCUAUUUUACAGUGCAUUGUUCCCUAAAUCUGAACUCGCCGAGGCUUCAAGACCUUGAUAUCCAAGGAUUUUACCAGAUUCGAGUCGGCCAUAAUCACCGGUUAAAGAGGCUUUCCAUCGCAAACAGUGAAGGUAAUGUGACGAUGGUGGAUGUGGGGAAUCUACCGGAGCUGGAGUAUUUGUCGAUCGAAGGUCAACAUUGGUAUUGGAGUGAGAUAAGGUCUCUUCUACGAAAUGCAAUUGAGGUGGAGCACUUGGCCAUUAACAUUGAAUAUUCUGGCGAUUUCCUUGAACCAGAAACUUUUCCAGCGAUUCAAUUGGAAGAAUUCUUCAGCAACCACAGGAAACUACAAGUUGGAGGACAUCCACGGUGCGUUCUUCGCAGCAUUUCAGCAUGGUAUUAGUCCAGAAGAUUUGGAGCUAGAGUUCAUGAUUUCUUCCUCUCUCGAGGAGCUGAUCGUCACAGUGAGCUCGCCGCUGCAUUUGAAGGAGAAGGCGAACACACUCGAAUAUUUGCUGUAGCAUUGCGUGAAGCUGCGGAGGAUAUUGAUCAGAAUCUCGCAGAUGGUCAGUGAAGAGAAGGUUGAUGAUUUCUUUGAAGAUAUUGGCAAUAUCAGGAACUUGUACUGCACGAUCGUCCAGAUUGACUUACAAUUAUCUACCGUGCCUGUGUAAACUAUACCAUGCAGCUCUCUAUCAGUUCUAAUGCCUGCAAGAUUAUUAAUCCUUCGCAUGUGGUUUGAGAUUUGCAUAUAAUGGAUAGACUAGCAGAAUAUUUUUAAAAAA